UUGGGCGUUUCCGCUCAAUAGCGUUUGGUUGCGCGAGGCUCGUAUCGAGCUCCGCUGGCCAAUUGCUGUCUUCAUUCAGUCAGCUGUUCCAUACAGCCGUGUGUAUGCAGCUGUAAUUAUGGCUGUAGCUUCAACACUUUUGCUGUGUCUGAUCCAAGUGCCAGUCAGCUGUAGCAUGCUCGAAAAAUGAAGCAGCCCAUAAGUAGAAGAGAUGCCGGAGUCUGGCAUCAGACGAAGAGCCUGCUCUACAAAAACCUGCUUAUCAAAUGGAGGACCAAACAACAGAGUCUCCAGGAGCUGAUCUUACCAUUGCUCCUCUUGAGUCUCCUCAUCCUCAUCAGCACCCUUAACCCUCACGUCUCUUAUGGCAGUAUGAGCACUAAGGAGCUGCAGAAUGAAGGGGAACUGACACUCAAAGCUCUCGGUUACACCCCUAUCAGCAAUGUUACCAAUCACAUCAUGGAAGAGGUGGCACGAGAACUGCCUGUGAAUGAGGUUCGAUUGGAGAUGUUCUCCACUGAAGAAGACCUGGAGAAUGCCAGUCUCUAUGAACCUGAUGGCUAUGUGGGAGUGGUCUUCCUGGAUCACAUGUCAUACCGUUUGCGAUUCCCACACAAUAAGCUCCCUCUGCCCAGUGACUUCACUGAAUCUAUAACAAGCUGUGAAACAAACUAUGUAAAUUGCCGUGCUGCCAACUACUGGUAUUCUGGAUUCAUACGGCUGCAGUCCCUCAUUGAUGCUGCCAUAAUACAGAUGCAGACAAAGCGUCCAAUGUGGAACACAUUAAAAGUGCGUGCAUUGAUGAUGGGUCAUCCAGGGUCUGUUGAGGUCCAGAAGUUCCCUCAUGCCCUGAUCUCCAUUUACCUGGUGUUAGCAUUCACACCCUUCGUCUCCUUUCUCAUAGUCAAUGUGGCAGCUGAAAAAGAGCAGCGACUCAAAGACACCAUGAGCAUGAUGGGAUUGUAUGACUCUGCAUUCUGGCUUUCAUGGGGUCUCCUCUAUGCCGCACUCGUUACGACCAUGUCCAUUCUCAUGGCUGUUAUAGCCACCUGCACCCCCCUGUUCUCCAACAGCAACUUCUUUGUUAUCUUCCUCCUCAUCUUCCUCUAUGGAAUAUCUUCUAUCUUCUUCUCCUUCAUGUUGACCCCUCUGUUUAAGAAGCCCAAGUUUGCAAGUACAGUGGGCUCCAUGCUGACGGUGGUCUUUGGAUGUCUGUCUCUCUUCACUGUACUAAUGAAAGAUUUUCCCCAGUCUGGUGUCUGGCUCCUCUGUCUUUUAUCUCCCAGCGCUUUCUCUAUCGGGAUUGCCCAGGUGGUGUAUCUGGAAGCUCAAGGAGAUGGUGCAGUACUCUCCUCUCUUGGCAGUGGUCCUCACGCCCUCUAUGUUCCUAUGGUCAUGCUGUUCCUGGACUGCAUUCUCUAUUUGCUUUUAGCAAUUUACCUAGAUCAGGUUCUCCCAGGUGAGUUUGGAACGAGGCGCUCUGUGCUGUACUUCCUGCAACCAUCCUAUUGGUCAAAGCGGAGGAAGCGCUACGUAGAGGUGAGCUCCGUUUACGAGGGGGAGGUGAAUGGAACUCCUGUGUCUGAUGAAUCAGUGGAGUCAGUUUCUCCUGAGUUCAGAGGCAAAGAGGUCAUCAGGAUCUGCAAUAUCCGUAAAAUCUACAAAGAUAAAGACAGCACAGUGGAGGCUUUGAGGGGUUUGACCUUUGACAUCUAUGAGGGUCAGAUCACAGCCCUCCUGGGUCACAGUGGAGCUGGAAAAUCCACCCUCAUGAACAUCCUGUGUGGCAUCUGCCCUCCAACAGAAGGAACAGCCACCAUUUAUGGCUCCGCUGUGACAGAGAUGGCUGAGGGGGAAGAGAUGAAACAGCUGGUUGGUAUAUGCCCACAGUUCAACAUCGUCUUUGAUGUGCUCACUGUAGAGGAACACCUGAGGAUAUUUGCUGCAAUCAAAGGGAUCCUGCCUUCUGAUAUUGAUAGUGAGGUUAAGAAAGUUCUGAAGGAUCUGGAUUUGGAAAAGAUUAUGGAUGCCCAGGCAAAAAACCUGAGUGGAGGCCAAAAGAGGAAGCUCUCGGUGGCCAUAGCAAUUCUAGGAGAUCCAAAGAUACUACUUCUGGACGAGCCUACUGCUGGUAUGGACCCAGUGUCACGCCACCAAGUUUGGUCUUUAUUGAAGAGCCGUAGAGCAGGCAGAGUUACUGUGCUCAGUACGCAUUACAUGGACGAAGCAGAUAUACUUGCAGACCGUAAAGCCAUCAUCUCUCGAGGACAGCUGAAAUGUGUUGGCUCCUCUUUGUACCUGAAGACCAAGUGUGGGGUUGGCUACCAUCUUAGGAUGUCAGUGGCUGAAUGCUGUGAGGUGGAGCACAUCACAUCGCUGGUCAAGCAGCAUGUUCCUAAGGCACAGUUGUCAAGGCAGCAAGAGGCUGUGCUCACAUUCACGUUGCCUUUCGAGAGCAUGGACACUUUCCCAGGGCUUUUUGCGGAGCUGGACUGUCGGCCUGACCUGGGUAUAAUUAAUUAUGGGGUCUCCAUGACAACAUUAGAGGAUGUAUUCUUACGUCUGGAGGCAGAAGCAGAGGUGGAUCAGGCUGACUACAGUGUGUUUAACCAGGAGAAGGUUGAAGAAGGUGGCGAUGCUUCCUCUCUGGAUGAUACAGAUCAGAGGCUGUUGAUGUUCUCAGACAACAGGCAGGAUGCAGUAACUGGACGUGCCCUCUGGUGGCAGCAGUUCAGAACGGUGGCCUGGGUGCACAUACUCAACCUGCAGAGAGAAAGGAAACCCAUCAUAUACAAUUUGAUGCUGUUCCUGAUUUUUUUGUCUUCAAUGCUGAUUUUGUCUGUGGCAACCGGAAACAUUCAGAUUCACUCUGCUGAAAGACUAUUUUCACCCAUAUACCUGCUGCACCGCAAUGAAGCUCCACGCAAAUACGCCACAAGCCUGCUUGUGCAAAAUUCCACUGAUUCUGAUCUGUCAGGGUUCAUCCAGAAUCUGGAGUCUCAGGACAUUAAAGUGGAAAUGAUGAAGAAUCCAGACUACAUGUCUGCAGCACCUGUGAGCGCUGCCAUCAAAGUAAUAGGAUCCAGUAAGGAUUUGUCCUACAUCUUAGCAUUUAACAGUACCACUGUGCACUCCCUACCCAUGGUUGUCAAUGUGCUCAGUAAUGCCCUCUUGAAGGGUUUGAACGGCACAGGACACAUUAGAACAUGGACCAAACCUUUUGACUAUCAAAUCCCAGAUAAGACAUCCUACGCUAUGGUUUACAUUGAGGCAGUAAUUCUGGGGAUGCUGGCUGCUGGGAUGCCAGCAUACUUUGCCAUGGACCACACAAGAGACCGAGAACUGAAGUGUCGCUCGACUCUAAGGAUCUCUGGUCUGAUUCCAUCUGCAUACUGGUGUGGUCAGGCAGCCAUUGAUGUCCCUUUCUAUUAUCUUAUCUUAACCUGUAUGACCAGCACCCUUUUUGCUUUCCAUUCUACAAACCUGUUGACCUCGCAUAACAUCAUGUCUGUAGCUCUGUGUUUGAUUGGCUUCUCUCCAGCCAUGGUCCUCUAUACCUACUGUGUGUCCUUCAUGUUUGUCAGAGUCCAGAGUAACAGAGACUUCUUCUCAGUGGUAUCCAUGAUGUUGUGUGUGGUUUCUGCAUCUUUAGUCCAGUUAUCCCUUGUGAAUGAAAGUGCUGGGCUAUAUCGUAUCCUACACAAUGUACUGUGUUUCUUCAGUCCUCUCUAUCCUCUUAUGGGUUGCCUUAAUUGCAUUACCACGUCCACCUUCCUUCAGUCCAGUCAUGAGGAGGAGUUCCUGUGGAAGAAUCUCUUAAUCUCUGUUGUGGCUCCGUAUAUCCAGUGUAUUCUGCUGCUCUUCAUUCUGAGAUGGUCGGAGAAGAGAUAUGGAGGGCAGACAAUGAAAAAUGACCAGCUCUGCAGGAUUUCCUCCAAUGCAAAGAGCAAAGUUCAGCGGAACCCAGAUGAGAAUAUUAGCGAGGAUGAGGAUGUUCAGGUGGAGAAAGCUCGAGUGAAGGAGGCGUUGACCUGUCAGUCCAGUGAGGAAAAACCAGUGGUGGUGGUGAGUGAACUGAGGAAAGAAUACAAAGGCAAGAGAGAAGGAUUCUCACUUGGCAAGAAAAGGAAAGUGGCCACUAAGAACAUCUCCUUCUGUGUUCGCAAAGGUGAGGUUUUGGGUCUGCUGGGACCAAAUGGAGCUGGAAAGAGCACCAUCAUGCACAUGCUAUCAGGGGACACGGAGCCCACUGCUGGAAAGAUCCUGAUGGGGGAUUACUUCCAGCCAAUGGAAAACCCCUUGGAGCAUGUGGGGUACUGUCCUCAAGUGAACCCUCUUUGGCCUAGAAUCACGUUACAGGAGCACCUGGAGAUCUAUGCUGCCAUAAAGGGGUUACAUCAAUGUGAUAUCCCAAAUAUCAUUAAGCGUGUUGUAAAAGCUCUGGAACUGAAGGAUCAUCUUUAUAAACAGGCAAAACACCUCUCUGCAGGGCUAAAGAGGAAGUUGUGCUUUGCACUAAGCAUGCUGGGAAAUCCACAGAUAGUAUUGUUAGAUGAGCCGUCUGCAGGGAUGGAUCCCAAAUCAAAGCAGCGCAUGUGGAGGGCAAUCCGUGCUGCAUUUAAGGACAAAGAGCGAGGGGCCCUUUUAACCACCCACUACAUGGAGGAGGCUGAGGCUGUGUGCGACCGUGUGGCCAUCGUGGUCUCUGGUCAGCUACGGUGUAUUGGUUCAAUUCAGCACCUGAAGGGGAAGUUCGGGAGAGGCUACAGCCUAGAGAUUAAUCUCAGGGAGGAGCUCACGGGUCUUCAGCAGGUGGUGCUGUUGCACAAAGAAAUACUAAAAAUAUUUCCCCAUGCUGCUCGUCAGGACAGUUUUGCCACCCUGAUGGUGUAUAAAAUCCCAAUGGAGGAUGUGACGUCACUAGCCAUGUCCUUUGCCCAGUUAGAGAGUGCUAAAAAAACUUUAACUUUGAAGAGUACAACUUCUCCCAGUCAACUCUUGAACAGGUUUUCAUGGAGUUCGCUAAAGAGCAGGAAGAGGAAGAGGUGGGAUCUCUCAGCACUACUUUCCAAUGGCAGAGACUGAGACAGGACGGUUCUGUAUCCGUCAAUCACGCUGAUAGCAUAGUUCACCAGCUAUGAUCCAAUCCUGCCAGCCUUUACUGAAACGCCCUCUUGUCUCUCGAUCUCACUGCAUGUGCCGUCCUUUGCCUUAAGAGCCUUAAACUAAUGGGACUCACAGGAGACUUGACUGUGGAGUCUCUGGUGGCCAAAUGAACACAUGCAGAAGAUGUGUGGACCAUGAGACCUGAAUAGGCUCUGGUACUGGCUAAUGCUGUUGUAAGAUGGGAUCUGCCACAAUUUGUGUGUCAGCUGUAACACCUAAGCUAGACUUGACCUUUUUUAUUAUGAAGAGAUUUUAUUUUUUAAUUCCCACUCCCUGCCAGUAAGAAAACACAUUUUAUCUGAUAACUUCCAUUCACAAGCCUCCUUUAAGGGGUUUAUCUUAUAUUAUGUAUGAAGCUCACUGUCCUGUUGAUUCGUAACACCAUAUACACACAUGUAAAUCACUGGGAAAUUAAUCGCAUGGAGCAGGUUCCACAUUAUCAGAAUGGUACCAAAGUCUCACUCACGUUGAUGCCAAAACAUUGCUUUUGGUGUCUGUUGCAUGGGAAUUAAACUUGCAUCUAUGUCUGUUCGGCUAAAGCGUUCUAUAUACAUACUGAUAUUUGUAUUAUCUACGUAUUCAGACAGGAUAAUCUCAUUACAACUGUCUACCACAGCAUUAUCGCCGAGAUUUACUAGCAUGUAUGGGGGGACACUUGUUUCUUAUAACUUUUUUUUGGGCAGAGUGUGCCCUGCAGGUGCAUGAAGCCUACUCUAUCUCUGCUGCACCCAGGAGAUCUGCAAGAUGACUAUCUUAAACACCAGCAUAUGUUUCAGGCUUGCAAAGAGCUCUCCAAAGAAAAAAGGUUUACGUGCUCACUGUAAGCAAGCAAUUGGGUUUCAAAUCAAGAUGGUAGGAGGACAUCGGGCUGGUUGGUAUUUGUGUCGCCUUGUCAUCCUAUUUUUCUUUUCGUCCUGUCAUCAGGUGGCAUUUAUUUAGGAUUAUAUAAAAAAAAAAAAAUUAUCAGUAGCUUAGAAUGUAGCUCCCACAAUCUGUACCAAAACAUGUAGCACUCCAACUUAAUCACAUACUGCUGAGCAAGGUUGUUUUAUUUAUUUGGUUUUAAACGAGAGUAAUAAGUGAGCAGACACUAUUGAGCUUUUGGAACCCUGAGCCUUGAAUGUACAGUGGUAUUGUUUUGGUGAAGUUUUACAGUGAAGCAAUAGAUUGUGUUCAAUAUGGUUUUUAUAGUAUCAAGUUGAGCACAAUGUAAGGGGUUGUUAAUACCAACCAAACGCAAGUUUUUUUUGCAUUGCUUACAUCUUUGAGCAUUGCAGAAAUUUUGCGCAUGAACGCCACAUUUUUAAGAUGCAGUGUCAAUUUAAAGUUCUUCAACUUUUAAAAAUGCUUCUUGAGACACCUGCAGUCUUGCUGUUUAUAAUGCAAGAAUGUGUUUGGUUGGAACAGUCUUCAAAUCUUUUGAGAACUUUGCUUUUAGGAGAUUUUGUACACCAGAGAUUAAACAUUGGUUUUAGCUAAAUGUGGUGCUUUGAGCAUAACAGCAAAAACUUCCAACAUUUUUAUAUAUGCAUCUUAUAUGUAUCGAAAUAUUUUGUUAAAUGUCAAAUGAUAAAGGAUCUCUUUUUGUUGGCCAGUAAAAUGAGAGGAAUUUAAAAAAAAAGGUUCAAUCUAAUACUUAAUAUCUUUGCACUCCGAGUGACUGUGGUAUCUUUUUUUAUACACUCACUGAGAACUGUAUUAGGUACAUUAUGGUCUUAAUAAAGUCCCUGACAUGGUCUUCUGCUGUUGUAGCCCAUCUGCCUUCGAUGUGUUGUGCAUUCUGAGAUGCUAUUCUGCUCACUACAAUUGUACAUAGUGUUUAUCUGAGUUACUGUAGCCUUUCGGUCUUCUCGAACCAGUCUUGCCAUUCUCUGUUGACCUGUCUCAUCAACAAGGCGUUUCCGUCCACAGAACUGCUGAUCACUGGAUGUUAUUUGUUUUUGGCACAAUUCUGAUUAAACUUGUUGAAAAUCCAAUGAGAUCAGCAGUUACCGUAAUACACAAACCAGCCCCAUGGUUAAAAUCAUUGAUAUCACAUUUUCCCCCAUUCUGAUGGUUGAUGUGAACAUUAACUGAAGCUCCUGACCCAUAUCUGCCUGAUAUUAUACAUUGCUCUGCUGUCACACGAUUGGCUGAUUAAAUAAUCGGUGUUCCUAAUAAAGCGCUCAGUGAGUGUAUUUCCAUAAUGGCAUCUUUCAAAUAACAACUAAUAUACAUGCGCAGUAUUACAAUUUUCAAAGCAUUUUCAGUUAUUCUUUACUAGUGAGAGAGAAUUUCCUUUUUCAAUUCUCUGUUGUUUGGUUAAAGUAUUGCAGCAAAUACACAAAGUUUAUGUAUUCUGUUGAUGUCCAGCAUCUUCUCAACUUGAAGCGUUUGCACAGUAGGGGCGCCUUCUGACAUGUAAAAUUUUUUUCAGCCAGCUUUUGCAAUGAUUAUGCAGAACAAUACAACAAUACAUUGGUAUGAUGAAUUCUGUCCCAAUUCUGGUUUCCAUUGGUAGAACUUUCUAAAAGACAAGCUGGGUGUUUCAUGGUGAAACAGUGGGUUCCUUGUGGCGUUUUGGAUGGCCUUUUAGUUGGAGCUAAUCUUAGCUGAAUGUGAAUGGGGUUUAUAUAAUGACAUGUCUAAAUCAGUCCAGAAAAUUUUAAAUCUAUGCCAAGAUGGCACGUUGUGUGGAAUAUAUGUAUGGUUUUGUGACAGAUGUUACUAUUUUAACUAUCUCUUUUGGAAGGCUCCAUCCUCCAAACAAAAAUAGGUACUAAAUAAGUCAACCUCUUUUUCUGUAGCAUGAAAAGAAAUCUAAUGCAAACUUUUUAAAUCAACAAAAAUAUGUCCUUAUGAUUUUUGCAACUGGAUGCUGUUGAACAAUUAUAUCUGAUGUUCUGGGCAAACACAGGGAAGUAGUUAAUCUUUAAUGUUUUGUUGUGUAUUUCUUGUCAUUCUUUAACAUAUACCGUAUAGCCUGUUGUGUCAGUAAUGUACAACAAUUCUAUAACAUUUAACACUGAACAGUUUAGUCUUUGAGUUGGGAUCAGGUGGUUUUAUUGAACACUGUAUCUAUUUAACAAGACCUUUAUUUCCUGAAGUGCAAUAUAUGGAUACUUGUAUGUGUGAGUAAUUAAUGCAUUAUGUAAACGUUGUCAUUGCAAACUGCAAUAUCAAUGUUGUCUUUUUGUGAACUCGGACGUGUCUUGCAGUACAAUGUAGCCACAAAUAUUUAAUCUUUUAGAACGCUUUGCACUCUUCUCCCCUAGUGCCCAUGUCCUGCCCUAUGUAUGCAAAAAAUUGUUUGAAAAUAAAAUGUAUUCAGGAUGUUUACGUCUGGACCAGUGGAUGUGAAUG
Xyrauchen texanus (razorback sucker) is the source of this 8508-nucleotide messenger RNA. RefSeq names its product cholesterol transporter ABCA5-like. The coding region runs from base 187 to 5085 and encodes 1632 amino acids. Gene Ontology annotation, molecular function: ATP hydrolysis activity; lipid carrier activity; ATP binding. The record is from RefSeq and is a predicted model, not a curated record. Gene Ontology annotation, cellular component: intracellular membrane-bounded organelle; membrane. Lineage: Eukaryota; Metazoa; Chordata; Actinopteri; Cypriniformes; Catostomidae. Gene Ontology annotation, biological process: lipid transport; transmembrane transport. The transcript is spliced from 40 exons.